AUGACUGAGCAGCGCAAAAAUGGUCGCAAGUCCAGAUGGGGAUUCCCCGUAAAUUCCCACUGUUCUAAAGUUCCUGAUUUUCUCAAGAAGCAAGAGUGCACGUACUUUAUUUCUAUCCCUUUCAAGAAUGAGCACCUGAAGAGGUCCUUUAAUGUCUUUCGCGAGGACUUGAUUCAAAACUACCAGGAAUAUCGCGUGAAUGCUGACAUAAUCCAGAAGACUGAAAAAUUGCACAAGACGAUCCUUAAUCUGAAUCUGGGAGACGACACGAGUACCGAUCACGCCAAAGACGUCCUUGAAGGAGAGAAAGAAGCUUUGAGAAAGAUCUUGAACGACGCUGAAGGCAAACAUGUGACCAUGAGAGGUGUGAAGAAGCCAGGAAACCUGAGGCGAGUUAAUCGUCUAAGCGCGAACGUGCUUUCUGAAGUCAUUCCAAAGAUCACCGUUCAUUUGACGACGGCUUUCGCAAAGGCAGGAUUAAAGAUGAGUUCUCAGACGCCAAAUCUGCACCAAAUUGUGGUGAUGAAUGAGAAUUUGCUGAUCCCUGAGAACUGGCAGAACAUUGACUACACCUUCAAUCCAAAGCCUGUGCUGAAGAAAUAUGGAGAUUAUGAAUUUGGCUCGUUCGAUGUGGAGGAAAUUCAUCUGUCGCGCAGGUAA
Messenger RNA from Phlebotomus argentipes, 660 nucleotides. RefSeq lists its product as uncharacterized. Gene Ontology annotation, biological process: DNA alkylation repair; regulation of DNA-templated transcription. NCBI's taxonomy places the organism in Eukaryota, Metazoa, Arthropoda, Insecta, Diptera, Psychodidae. Gene Ontology annotation, cellular component: nucleus. The coding region runs from base 1 to 660 and encodes 219 amino acids. The record is from RefSeq and is a predicted model, not a curated record. The transcript has a single exon.